AUGAAGCUCGGCGCGGCGACGGCCGGCGGGCUGAUCGCGCUCGCGUGCGCGUGGACGCUGGUGUGCGUGAUCGCGUUCACGCGCGUGCUGGAGGGCGUGGAGCGGAGGCACGGGAGGAGCUUCGACGAGGCGCACCCCGGCUGGGCGUCGCGCAACGGCGAGGCGCGGAUCGGCGGUGCGAAUGGUGCCAAUCCCAGGCCCCGCCGGGUGGGACCGUUCGACGGCGACGACGACGGCGACGACGACGGCGGCGACGACGGCGGACCCGACGGUGCGCUCGCGACGGACUCGAGCGGCGAUUGCUACCCGACGUGCGACCCGGACGCCGCGCGGAGGCUCGACUACUGGCUCGGACACCAGGGGUUCCGCGACGCCAUGGCUGGACCGCCCAUCUUGCCGCGGUGGGAGGAGUUCCUGGCGGAGCAGGGUCCGGCGACGCACGUGGUGGGCGGGCCGGACUUUCACGGCGAGUGGGAAUCGCCCCCGGACCCGAUGGACGUGUUGAACCACUGGCUGGGCCACACCAGCUUCGAGGCGGCGAUGCGAGGGGACUUGGACGGGAUGGAGUUCGACCCUCACAGGAGGGUGUGGGUGCGCGAGGGCGGAUGGAUGGCGGGGGGGAGGAGGGCGGGGAGCAAACCCGAGGGGGAAUGGACGGUCGCCGCGCGCGAGAACGCGCGGGGGGGGGAUCCAAACGUUCUCGCGAGGAUGGACGAGGCCGUGCGCGAGUACGAACGAUCGCACGAUCGAAGCGUCGAGGAACCGGCGAGGACGGCGCCCCCGGAUGAGAGUUCUUCACAGCUGUCGUCUCAUCCCCCGGGCUCGGACGAAACGAAGAAGGGGCAUCACGAGCGUCGGCGCGAACGAAGGACCGGCCACAAGGGCAAGGGACCUCCCGCCCCCUUCGCGGGGCGCAUACGCGUGGUCAUCGCCGCGACGCCCACGCGCCGCGAGCAUCUCACGAAGGCGCUCCUCCCCGCGCUCGCCGCCGAAUCGGAAAGCGAACCGCCCAUUGAAGUCGUCGUGUCCACCUCGGAUACGCAGCUGUGCGGUCUCCUCGAGGCUGACGGCGCGCCGAUGACCAGGUGCGUCACCCACCGCGGCCGCGUGGGCGCGCCCCUCACCCCGUCCGAGCGCGAUUUCGUCAAGCGCAUACCGGGCGACUCGCGGAGCCGCUUCGAGUGGUACUGGCGGGAGACGGUGGACACGGCGGUCGCGCUGGUGACUUCGGACACAGCCGUCGAGCCCGCCAUGACGCUCUUCCUCGAGGACGACGUCGUCCCGACGAAAGCCUGGGAGACGAAGCUCCGUAGGCUCAUCGCGCCGUAUUCAUCGUCUGUGGACGGCCGUACCUGCGAGUUUGACGUCUUUGUGCUGUACGCGGAGGGUUUGGUGCAAGUCGACGACGGCGAGCGAGGCAGGUUCGCGGCGAACACCCAGGCGAUGCUCUUCUGCCCGGGGAUGGCGACGAGGUUCGCGGAGGCGAUGCUGGACCGGCUCGGGGACGCGCCCCCGGAUUGGCUCGUUCGGGACAUAAGCGCCGGAGCGGUGGACGACGGGGACGAGCCCGACGACGGCGCCGUGGGAACGCCCCCGAGGCCGCACGUGAUUCGGUUCGCCAACCCGCCGCUGUUUCAACACGGGUGCGAGCACUCGACGCUGCGGGAGAAGGCGGGGGAGGCUGGGGCGAACGUACGGGCGAUGAGCACGCACCGGAGUCGGAGCUUUCGGGAGCCGGCGAUAGGGUGCGUGCGGCACGCGCGCCAGGGGGGCGGAGGCGCGUGAGUGGUCGGGGCGGCGGGCAUCAUAGCGCAGUAGUCCGCAGUAGUAGUGGGGAGUUGUUCAACGUCGUGAUGAAUAUCGUCGA
Messenger RNA from Micromonas commoda, 1867 nucleotides. RefSeq lists its product with no specific name. The transcript has a single exon. The record is from RefSeq and is a predicted model, not a curated record. Lineage: Eukaryota; Viridiplantae; Chlorophyta; Mamiellophyceae; Mamiellales; Mamiellaceae. Bases 1 to 1785 code for a protein of 594 amino acids.